Suillus subaureus is the source of this 329-nucleotide messenger RNA. RefSeq lists its product as uncharacterized. The transcript is spliced from 4 exons. The record is from RefSeq and is a predicted model, not a curated record. NCBI's taxonomy places the organism in Eukaryota, Fungi, Basidiomycota, Agaricomycetes, Boletales, Suillaceae. The coding region runs from base 25 to 195 and encodes 56 amino acids.
GUCCCAAAGGUUGACAUAGAUAUCAUGAAGCUGAUGCCACUUUCGCUUGAAUUAAAAUCAAAACAGGCUACAAUUAAUUUGGGUGCGCAGAGUUCUGCAAUUAUCUCUGCAGGAACAAUCUGUCAUGUUGCACACAGAAAAUCGACAGUGGUGAAGGCCAUAUCAGGCACCAUGACUGUACAAUUCAAAAACUAGCUCAUUUGUAACAUUAUGAUUAAGAUGGGUUAUGCAAAUGCAAAAAUCUACAAACACAAGAACGAGGCAUACCCCCACCCAGGCUGCUAUCAAUCAUACCACUCAGACAAGGAAGAUAAUCCUCCUUGCAAAUG